GCCACUGAGCGCCGGCUCGCGGCGCCGAGGGCCGCACCAUGGCCCUGGAGCAGGCUCUGCAGGCGGCACGGCGGGGCGACCUGGGCGUGCUGAGAUCCCUGCACGCCGCCGGCCUGCUGGGGCCUUCUCUGCGGGACCCGCUGGACGCCCUGCCGGUGCACCACGCGGCCCGCUCUGGCAAGCUGCACUGUCUGCGCUACCUGGUGGAGGAGGCUGCCCUCCCGGCCGCGGCCCGUGCGCGCAACGGCGCCACACCCGCGCACGACGCCGCCGCCACAGGGUACCUCUCCUGCUUGCAGUGGCUGCUCACGCAGGGCGGUUGCCGAGUGCAGGAAAAAGAUAAUUCUGGUGCCACAGUCCUGCAUCUAGCUGCCCGCUUUGGCCACCCAGACAUAGUGAACUGGCUGCUGCUGCAUGGUGGUGCAAAUUCUGCCAUCACCACAGAAACCGGUGCCCUGCCUCUCCACUACGCUGCCGCCAAAGGAGACCUUCCCUCCGUGAAGCUUCUUGUUGAAUAUCACCCUGAGGGAGUGAAUGCCCAAACCAACAACGGUGCCACGCCCCUGUACCUGGCGUGCCAGGAGGGCCACCUGGAGGUGACGAAGUACCUUGUGCAGGAGUGCAACGCAGAUCCUCACGUGCGCGCCCAAGACGGCAUGACCCCACUGCACGCCGCGGCGCAGAUGGGCCAUAACCCAGUGCUCGUGUGGCUGGUGAGCUCUGCGGGCCUGAGCUUAUCGGAGCAGGACCAAGACGGCGCCACGGCCAUGCACUUUGCUGCCAGUCGCGGCCACUCCAAAGUGCUCAGCUGGCUCCUGCUGCACGGCGCAGAGAUCUCGCAGGACCUGUGGGGCGGGACCCCCCUGCAUGACGCCGCUGAGAACGGAGAACUCGAGUGCUGCCAGAUCCUCGUGGUGAACGGCGCGGGGCUGGAUGUCCGCGACCAUGAUGGGUACACGGCUGCCGACCUGUCUGAUUUCAAUGGCCACUUGCAGUGCUCCCGCUACCUACGGACCGUGGAGACCCUGAGCGUGGAGCACCGAGUCCUGUCCCGGGACCCAUCCAUAGACCUGGAGGCAAAGCAGCCUGACUCGGGCAUGUCCUCACCCAACACCACCAUGUCGGUCCAGCCACUGAACUUUGACCUUGGCUCACCCACAAGCACCCUCUCCAACUAUGACUCCUGCUCUUCCAGCCAUUCCAGCAUCAAGGGUCAGUGCACUACUCGAGGGCUCCCGGGUGCAAGAGCUGCAGACUUACAGAGCUACAUGGAUAUGCUGAACCCAGAGCUGAGCUUGCCUCAGGGCAAGACAGGGAAGCUGACACCACAACUGCCUUCUCCACCACCGCCGCCAAGCUUCCCUCCGCCACCGCCACCCCCAGGCACCCAGCUGCCUCCACCUCCACCAGGCUACCCAGCCCCCAGCCCCCCUGUGAGGCUGCAGGCAGAAAACAUCUACAUGCAGACCAAGAACAAGCUCCGCCACGUGGAGGUGGACUCCCUCAAGAAGGAGCCGAGCUCCCGCGACGGCCACUCGGGGCUGCUCAGGCAGGACCCGGGGCUGCGCAGGUACAACACUGGACUGCGCAGGCAGGACUCCAGCCGCAAACCGCGCUUGUUCAGCAAACAGCCCAGCACGGGGGACUACUACGGCCAGCUGGGCCGCUGCCCGGGGGAGCCGCUGGCCGCACGCCCGGGCAUGGCCCACAGCGAGGAGGCGGCGCUGCUCCCCGGGAACCACGUGCACAACGGCUGCUCGGCGGACCCCAAGACGUCGAAGGAGCUGCCCCCGCCGCCGCCGCCGCCGCCGCCGCUGCCCGAGGCCCUGAGCUCGCCGCCGCCCGCCCCACCUGUGCCCAUCGAGGGCGCGGGCUGCGGGCAGCGUCGCUCAUCGUCGUCUGCGGGCAGCACCAAGUCUUUCAACAUGAUGUCCCCAACGGGUGAUAACUCAGAGCUGCUGGCUGAGAUAAAGGCAGGCAAGAGCCUGAAGCCAACACCGCAGAGCAAGGGGCUGACCACAGUGUUCUCGGGCAGCGGGCAGCCAGCCUCCCAGCCUGAGUCACCGCAGCCAUCACCACAGCCAUCGGUGUCACCUGCGCCAUCUCGGCCCAGGAGCCCCACCCCGCCAGCCUCUGGGCCUCAGCCUCUGCUCAAUGGCACCAUAGUGCCAGCACCGCCUGCCACACCGGCACCGGGAGUUCAGCUGGAUGUGGAAGCCCUCAUCCCCACACUUGAUGAGCAGGGCCGUCCCAUCCCAGAGUGGAAGCGCCAGGUGAUGGUUCGAAAGCUGCAGCAGAAGAUGCAGGAGGAAGAGGAGCAGAGGAGGAAGGAGGAAGAGGAAGAGGCCCGGCUGGCCAGCCUGCCUGCCUGGAGACGAGACAUUCUUCGGAAGAAGCUGGAAGAGGAGAGGGAGCAGAAGCGAAGAGAGGAGGAGCGACAAAAGCAGGAGGAAAUACAGAGGGCGAAAGAACAGUCAGAGAAACUGCGGACACUAGGCUACGACGAGGCCAAGCUCGCGCCCUGGCAGCGGCAGGUCAUCCUGAAGAAGGGGGAGAUCCCUAAGUAAUAGGAGUCUCGGCCUCUGUCUGCAGCCGCACAAAUUCUGAGAGAUGGGGAGCGGUCCCCAGCCCCCGCCCCAACCUGUCAGGUUGGUGCGGAAGGGCUGGGAAACUUCCCUUCGGUGCAGGAACCCUCCCUACUCCCCUCCCUGGCCCCACACCCUCAGCCCUGCUGCUGGAGUACUCUCCUAUAGCGCUGCUGUUGCCUGGAAAAAGUGCCCAAGCCGCUGACGAGAAAAAAAAAGAAAAAAGAGAAAAAAGAUGCUGCUUAUUUGCAUGCUCACUUACAUAUAUUUGCAUGUUCAUCAACCCAGCGCUGAGCUCUCCCCAGCCCCGUGGGUGGUGACUUUUCCCGCGGGGCGCAUGCCCUUCUGCAGCCCCUCCCCCGCAGCCCUGAACCGCACUGCCGGCGGCGCAUCCUGGGUGGAGGCCGACCCUGAGCUCGGGGAAGGGGUUUUCCUCCCUCCACGCCCCAGAUCUGCGCUGGCCGGGGCAGCGCUGCAUUUCUCAUCCCCAGCGAGGGCUUCCUCUCAGUCAUUUGUUUACCAGAAAGGAUGAAACUUGCCUGUCGGGGCGGAGCUGCCGCUCCCGAGGGGCCCCUCUUUUACAUCCCCCGCCCCAGCCCCAAUUAAGCCUUCUGAGUCCCCAGCCAGGACCUUCGCUCCCCUGAUCCUUUCACUGCCCCAGUGAUGUGAUGGAGGGCCAGGGACCCUGUUCUGACCACAUCCCCCAACCCCUUCCUUUCCCCAUUAAACCUCUAUCCGCCA
Molecule: messenger RNA, 3326 nt
Organism: Psammomys obesus (fat sand rat)
Lineage: Eukaryota; Metazoa; Chordata; Mammalia; Rodentia; Muridae
Gene: Espn
Product: espin
Exons: 14
Coding region: 39-2567 (842 amino acids)
Biological process (GO): actin filament bundle assembly
Cellular component (GO): cytoplasm
Molecular function (GO): actin filament binding
Source: RefSeq, a predicted model, not a curated record